AUGUUCGGCGGCGGUUCCAGCUCCGCCUCUUCUAAAUCCGAUUCAGCUGUCGAUUCGGGCAAGAACGAGAAGAAGUCACCGUCACCCGAUGCAAAGGCAGACGGAGUUGCAGUCAAAGCUUCAGAACAGGCCGUCGGCGAAAAACGCAGCGGCAAUGGCAGCCCUACUGGACGAGCGGAUACCGGUAAUGGCGAUAAGAAGCGUCGGAGUAGUACCGUGGGAUCCAAAGCAAGCAGUCUCAUAGCUAGCGCCAAGCAGUCUUUGAACUUUUCCCAGGUCGGUCGCCAGUCCAGCGAUACCGGCAAUUCUCAAACGCCAUUGCAGAAGCUGGGCAAGCAGGAUCCUGCCUUGGUCGUGCCUCAGGGCCAGCACAACAACUCUGCUGGCGAGUCACUCCCAGGCCCUCGAUCCACUUUCAGGGUUGGAGUCUGGGAAGAUCGAAAUAAGAAAUGCAGGCGGACCAUGGAGGAUACACAUGCGUUCCUGUAUAAUUUCCUCAACACCCCGGCACCUGCCCUCACUGGCGACGCCAACAGCACCCGAUCUGGCAAGUCCGGCGAGGCCAACGACUCGCAUCCUGAUCCCGCAUCACAAGAUAUGAUUGAGACGGACAAUGGCUAUUUCGCCAUCUUUGACGGACAUGCCGGCACUUUUGCUGCUGAUUGGUGCGGAAAGAAAGUCCAUAUAAUACUCGAGGAAGUGAUUCGAAAGAACCCCAAUGUGCCGAUUCCAGAGCUCCUGGAUCAGACGUUUACAAGUGCAGAUGCGCAGCUUGAAAAACUUCCCCUCAAGAACAGCGGCUGCACGGCAGCCAUUGCCGUAUUGCGUUGGGAGGACCGCGUACCCAGCUUCAGUUCAGCUACUGGCUCUCAAUCGAUAGCUCCCGCUGCUGCUGCCGCAUCGAAAGAACGGUCUAAAGACAGCAAACCGGAAGACGGCGAGGCUACUGCUCCUGAAGCUGCCCAUGCCAAGCUAAAAGGCUCAGCUGUCCGCCAGCGAGUUCUUUAUACUGCAAAUGUCGGUGAUGCCAGAAUUGUUCUGUGCAGAUCUGGAAAGGCUCUGCGGUUAUCUUACGAUCACAAGGGUAGCGAUGAGAAUGAGGGCAAGCGUAUUGCUAAUGCUGGUGGCCUGAUCUUGAAUAACCGGGUGAACGGUGUCUUGGCUGUCACUCGCGCCCUUGGUGAUACCUACAUGAAGGAUCUCGUAACAGGUCAUCCUUACACCACCGAGACAGUUAUUCAGCCGGAGAUCGACGAGUUCAUCAUCAUAGCAUGUGAUGGACUUUGGGAUGUUUGCUCUGAUCAGGAAGCCGUUGACUUGAUCAGGAACAUUGAGGACCCAAUCCAAGCCGCCAAGCUACUGGUCGACCACGCACUCGCUCGGUUCAGCACUGACAACUUGUCCUGUAUGGUAGUGCGUUUCGACAAGGUUGCACUCCUGGAAACUCAGAAAGACAAGGCUAUCGGAGUGGAAAGUGACGUCUCGGAGUCGCUCGGCAAAGUUAGUGAGGCAGACAAGCUCGUUGGCAUCACCAAGCAAAAGAUCGCCGGUGGUGAGCCAGCGGUAGGCGUAUCAGGUAGCAACAGCGGCCGUGGCCAUGAUCCUAUACCUCUCGGCGACAACGAGACAUUCAAGCCAACUGCACUGCAAGGGUCGGUCGCCGAGUCUCCUGAGGACAGUGACGCGCCUGAAGUCACUAAAGAAGCGCUGCCAAAACCUGGUAACUAG
Pestalotiopsis fici W106-1 is the source of this 1728-nucleotide messenger RNA. RefSeq lists its product as uncharacterized. Gene Ontology annotation, molecular function: protein serine/threonine phosphatase activity; cation binding. NCBI's taxonomy places the organism in Eukaryota, Fungi, Ascomycota, Sordariomycetes, Amphisphaeriales, Sporocadaceae. Gene Ontology annotation, biological process: protein dephosphorylation. The transcript is spliced from 2 exons. The coding region runs from base 1 to 1728 and encodes 575 amino acids. The record is from RefSeq and is a predicted model, not a curated record.